AUGAGACCAAUAAAGUUGAUGGGACAUGAGCGUUCCUUGACUCAAGUGAAAUACAACAGAGAGGGAGACUUGCUUUUCUCCGUAGCAAAAGAUAAUGCUGCUUCCAUAUGGUACUCCUCCAACGGUGAAAGACUCGGCACUUUGGAAGGACACCAAGGUGUGAUCUGGUCUAUUGACGUCAACCCCGAGUCUCUGUUGUGUGUCACCGGUGGAGGUGACUUGGCAGUCAAGUUGUGGACAGUGGAAAACGGCAAAUGCGUUUACACAUGGAAUAGUCCGUCGCCCGUGAGGAGAGUCUCCUUUUCACCCGACGGAUCCAAGUUGUUGGUCAUUGCAGACCAAGUUAUGGGCCACAUUGGUACAAUUUCAGUUUACGACAUCAACAGCGAUGCAUCCUCGUUGAGCCAGCAGCCCGAGACGCCAUCUUUGGUUAUUGAAACUGCGCCAGAUGGAGCAAAGGCUAAUGUUGCAGGCUGGUCGGACGAUGGAACGUUCAUAAUCGCUGGCCAUGACAAUGGAUACGUCUCGAAAUACGAUGCAACCACCGGCAAGCUACUCAAUACUUUGCAAGCGCACGGAAUACACAAUGAAGAGAAAAACGUUAGCGUUACAGAUAUACAGUUUGCACCGGAGGACAGGUCAUAUUUCAUCACUUCGUCAAAGGACAAAUGCGCCGUUAUUGUCGAUGUUGACCUGUUUGAGAUUUUAAAAGUGUACAAGGCCGAUGCACCCAUGAACACGGCAGCAAUCACCCCACUCAAGGACUUUGUUAUCUUGGGAGGAGGUCAAGAAGCAAGAAACGUCACCACCACAGCUGAAUCACAAGGUAAAUUCGAAGCUAGAUUCUACCACAAGAUUUUCGAAGAGGAGAUUGGCCGUGUCAAGGGCCAUUUCGGUCCUUUGAACACGGUGGCUGUGCAUCCAGAUGGUACCGGCUACAGUAGUGGAGGAGAAGACGGUUUCAUCAGAGUUCACACUUUUGACAAGUCCUAUAAGGAUUUCCUUUUCGACGCCGAAAGAACCGAAAAAGCUGCAGCUGCUGGAACCAUAUAG
Lodderomyces beijingensis is the source of this 1053-nucleotide messenger RNA. The record is from the annotation of a GenBank genome assembly. NCBI's taxonomy places the organism in Eukaryota, Fungi, Ascomycota, Pichiomycetes, Serinales, Debaryomycetaceae.